This is a messenger RNA of Equus quagga, 1887 nucleotides long. It is a transcript of the gene ALOX12, whose product is annotated as arachidonate 12-lipoxygenase, 12S type. Gene Ontology annotation, molecular function: arachidonate 15-lipoxygenase activity; linoleate 13S-lipoxygenase activity; iron ion binding. NCBI's taxonomy places the organism in Eukaryota, Metazoa, Chordata, Mammalia, Perissodactyla, Equidae. The record is from RefSeq and is a predicted model, not a curated record. The transcript has 11 exons. Gene Ontology annotation, biological process: linoleic acid metabolic process; lipid oxidation. Bases 56 to 1558 code for a protein of 500 amino acids. Gene Ontology annotation, cellular component: cytosol; sarcolemma.
GGAAGGGUUGCACGUGACAAUAGCUACAGGGACUAAGGGUGAUCUACCUCCAAAUAUGAGAUUCCACGAGGAGAAGAGACGGGACUUUGAAUGGACAAUGAAGGCAGGGGCUCUGGAGAUGGUCCUCAAACGCGUUUAUACCUUCCUCAGCUCCUGGGACCGCCUAGAAGAUUUUGAUCAGAUCUUCUGGGGCCAGAAGAGCGCCCUGGCUGAGAAGGUUCACCAGCGCUGGCAGGAUGAUGAGUUUUUUGGUUACCAGUUCCUCAACGGUGCCAAUCCCAUGCUGUUGAGACGCUCCACCUCUCUGCCCUCCCGGCUAGUGCUGCCCACGGGGAUGGAGGAGCUUCGGGCCCAGUUGGAGAAAGAACUUGAGAACAGUUCCCUGUUUGAGGCCGACUUCAUCCUUCUGGAUGGGAUUCCAGCCAACGUGAUCCGAGGAGAGAAGCAGUACCUGGCUGCACCCCUUAUCAUGCUAAAGAUGGAACCCAAUGGGAAGCUGCUACCCAUGGUCAUCCAGAUCCAGCCACCCAACCCCAGCUCCCCAACCCCACCACUGUUCCUGCCCUCAGAUCCUCCACUUGCCUGGCUCCUGGCAAAGUCCUGGGUCCGAAAUUCAGAUUUCCAACUGCACCAGCUCCAAUAUCAUUUGCUGAACACUCAUCUGGUGGCUGAGGUCAUCGCUGUCGCCACCAUGAGGUGCCUCCCAGGGCUACACCCUGUCUUCAAGCUCCUGAUCCCACACAUCCGCUACACCAUGGAAAUCAACACCCGGGCAAGGACCCAGCUCAUCUCAGAAGGUGGUAUAUUUGAUAAGGCAGUGAGCACAGGUGGAGGGGGCCAUGUGCAGCUGGUCCGUCAGGCCAUGGCCCAGCUGACCUACUGUUCCCUCUGUCCUCCUGACGAUCUGGCUGACCGAGGUCUGCUGGGAAUCCCAAGUGCUCUCUAUGCCCACGAUGCUUUGCGGCUCUGGGAGAUCAUUGCCCGGUAUGUGGAGGGGAUCGUCCACCUCUUCUACCACAGGGAUGACACCGUGAGAGGGGACCCUGAGCUGCAGGCCUGGUGUCGGGAGAUCACUGAGGUGGGGCUCUGCCAGGCCCAGGACCGAGGUUUCCCUGUCUCCUUCCAGUCCCAGAAUCAACUCUGCCAUUUCCUUACCAUGUGUGUCUUCACGUGCACUGGCCAGCACGCGGCCAUCAACCAGGGCCAGCUGGACUGGUAUGCCUGGGUCCCUAACGCCCCGUGCACAAUGCGGAUGCCCCCACCCACCACCAAGGAAGAUGUGACAAUGGCCACAGUGAUGGGCUCACUACCUGACGUCCGACAGGCCUGUCUUCAGAUGACCAUCACCUGGCAUCUGGGUCGCCGACAGCCAGACAUGGUGCCUCUGGGGCAUCACAAAGAAAAGUAUUUCUCAAGUCCCAAGGCCAAGGCUGUACUAAACCAAUUCCAAACAGAUCUGGAAAACUUGGAAAAGGAGAUUACAGCCCGGAAUGAGCAACUUGACCUGCCCUAUGAAUAUCUGAAGCCCAGCCACAUAGAGAACAGUGUCACUAUCUGAGCUCUAAGCUACCCCCACCUGGAAGGCUUUCAGCUCAGCUCCAGGACUGACAUUUCCAUCUUGAAUUUCAUGGUUUCCUAAGUCUCUGCUGCUAAGGCUCUAUCUCCUCCCCCAACUAAAUCCCCUACAUCCGUAUCCCACUAGCCCAAGGGGUACAGCAAACCUUUUCUGUAAAGGACCAGAUAAAAAAUAUUUUAGGCUUUGUAGGCCACACAGUCUCUAUCACAACUACGGGUACUCAGCGCUCCCACCGUAGCACAAAAGCAGCCACAAACAAUAUGUAGAAGAAAGUGACUAUGUUCGAAUAAAACUCCUUACAGACAGUGAAA